Messenger RNA from Paramuricea clavata, 1708 nucleotides. The record is from the annotation of a GenBank genome assembly. Lineage: Eukaryota; Metazoa; Cnidaria; Anthozoa; Malacalcyonacea; Plexauridae.
AUUUAAUUUAAAGUGCAACGCCACUGAAGUGAAUAUUCUGAAGUGAAUAUGAAUAACUCUUCAAUUGGUAACUCGACGCAAAUUCCUGAAGAAGGGGAAAACAUUCUUAUUAUCUUCCUAGACAGUCUAAUAUUACCCCUCAGCUUAUCUGGAAACUCCUUGGUCAUCUAUACAAUCCGUAAAGAACGUGAGCUUCAGACAACCUGUAACUAUUUACUGCUGAAUCUCGCUAUAUGUGAUAUCAUCGUUGUAACUCUUGGCACUUCAAUUGAUAUCAUGUUACAGUUUACAAAAUCAAAAUGGAUCUUGGGUUCAUUUCUUUGCCACGUGAUCAGUCCUGCUCUGACGAUGUUUUACAUUUCCGCCUCGUUAAUUUUGGUCGUCAUCUCUAUAGAUCGCUACAAAAUGUUUGUUCACCCACUCAAGGCUCGCUACCAACGUACUCAUGUGAAAUACGCUAUUAUAAUUGUUCACAUUAUAUCCCUAUGUUGCGUCAUGCCUUUUGCCUUCUUCUCGACGAUAACAGACGGACAUUGCUACGAUUCCUGGCCAGAAAUUUGGCAUCGCAAAGCCUACACAGUCUUUCUAUUUCUAAUGCAGUAUGCAUUACCGCUUACUAUAAUGGCCUUUGCGUAUAUUGGUGUUGCCAUCUCCCUCCUUCGUAAUAAAUCUGCGUUUAAAAGAAAAUUUGAAAGAAAAAGCACCACCCCAAUGAAAUCGCUUAUUGGAUUACCAUCUCAGUCUCAAAUGCAUGACGGUAUUGGUGUGUCGGAAUACUCCGAGACAACAAUGCCAUGUCGUCCCGUGAACGAUGCUAAAGAGCGAGGUAUGUCGGUGAUAUUAGAAAACAAUGGCAGAACGAGCAGCAUCCUUGACACAGACAAUGAUGUAAAUGCAAACUACUCCACAGCAGAUAAGAAAUUUAACGUCCCUCGAAUUGACGACAAGAAACGAUGUUUCGGGUCUUGCCACAAGAGCGAAAUCUCUGAUCAAAAGCAUUUAGUUAACAAUUCGUCCGAUGAAGGGCCUAGAACUGGAACCGAAGAUUCUUCAAAGAAUCCUGCAACACCUGAAACAACUCGCACAACAAUAAAGCGAAGUCUAUCGGAUAGGUUGCCAAUGAGACGCGCUAUUGCCGUUCGCCGUCGUGAUCGGAGCUCAACCAUUUCAAGCACACCAUCUCGACGUGAUCAACGAAAUAACCGCGCACUUAAGAUGAUUCUCCUUGUCGUCGUUGUUUUCGCCGUAUUUAUGCUUCCUCUGCAAAUUAUGAGUCUACUCCUCGAUUUUGCCGGAAAACCGUCACAAGAGAAGUACAAAAUUUACGCUUGGUUUGUCAUGUGUUCAUAUUUUGGUAGUUGUACCCUCAAUCCAUUCAUCUAUGGUUUAGUGGAUCGAACCUUUCGCGCUGGAUUCAAGAAAUUUGCGAAAAAAUUUACAGGAAUAUGGAAAUGUUCAUCGAACUAGACUUUAAUGCAUAUCUUUUUAUUCUGUUCAAAAAAUUUAUUAAGAAAUGAAGAGUUUGUUCUGGCACAUAGAAUACAUUAAGUUUCUGGAAAGUAAUUGACAGAUUCGAAAACUAGCCAACACAAUUUUGCAUUACCAGGCUAAUAAACAAUUUUUCAAGAGGGAUUGCUUUUUAACGCAAGGUGUAAGAGUUAAAUUGAAAACAACUCAUCCAUGCAAGUGAAAUCAUAUAGCCAAGCUA